Messenger RNA from Penaeus vannamei (Pacific white shrimp), 956 nucleotides. RefSeq lists its product as uncharacterized. The record is from RefSeq and is a predicted model, not a curated record. Lineage: Eukaryota; Metazoa; Arthropoda; Malacostraca; Decapoda; Penaeidae.
GCCUCUUCCGCUGCGCUCAGUGUCUCCACGGACGUCGCUCGUUUUCUUGGGUCCAGCAUGUCUUCCUCCGAGUCGCUCGCUUUCUUUGAGUUGCUGUUGCGAUGGGGUGUCCUUUGUCUCGUUGUUCUUCUUGUGGACUCGGCUCAAGUUUGCCAGGAGGUUAACGUGACUUGCAAGACACUCCUGCCCAUCUCUGAAGAAGCUGACCAUCUGGUGGCGCUGGUGGGCGUCCUUCCGCGGCAGGGCGUCUGGGGCGUCCACUUCGAACUGGAGCGAGAAAAGCAAGUCCUGGCCAGCUUCAACAUGUCUCGCACGGAAGGAAAACGAGGCACGACGAUUACUUACAGCGACCAUUUGGCAGUAAGCUGCAGAAAUAGAGCAGCUCUGGAGGUGCCUUCUCCCUGGCCGGAAGACUGGUUCUUAUGCGGCGUCAAAUUCAUCUUGUUCAAUAUAUCCCAGCACCUCAUCAGAGUUUCGUGGAAGGCAGACUCCGCAGGAUACCAAGAUCUCGCAACAGAUGUAUGCAAUGUGAAUUACCUCUCCGACGUCUCCUUCUCGGCCUCAAGUCUCCGCCAUCUGCCCACGCCAAUGCUGAGUCUUCGGUGCGCUGACGAAGAGCCAGGGAGGAGCGCUGACGAAGAGCCAAGGGACGGAAGCGAAUCGGAGUCAGCCGUUCCUCCAGUUUUCCAACUGUGCGUCGCUGGACUCAUCGUGCUGCUUGCCUUAGUCCUGUCAGCCGUCGAUCUCUUCCUGAUCCUGUCGCUACGGAAGCGCCUCCUCACCCCGACGAUGACUGCUAUAGAAGCUGUAGGCGAUGACUACGUGCCACGGAGGCGGAAGAAUAGGAUGAAUUAAAUACGGAGAAAGUCAUCUUGUUGACCAUUAUAGUUCCUUCGUUCUGUCUGGACGAGUCUUGCUUCUUCAAAACAAAGCUUCUGCUCAAUUCAAGACAUAAA